This is a messenger RNA of Gossypium raimondii (Peruvian cotton), 1155 nucleotides long. RefSeq names its product F-box protein CPR1. The record is from RefSeq and is a predicted model, not a curated record. Bases 1 to 1155 code for a protein of 384 amino acids. Gene Ontology annotation, molecular function: protein binding. Lineage: Eukaryota; Viridiplantae; Streptophyta; Magnoliopsida; Malvales; Malvaceae. The transcript has a single exon.
AUGGCUACCUUCUUAUUGGAUGAGAUGAUCGAAAUCCUAUGCCGUUUAAGUGUAAAAGAUCUUCUACGCUUCAAGUGCGCAUCAAAGCACUGGUGCUCUUUGAUCGAUGAUCCAUAUUUCAUCAAACUCCACCUGUCCCAUUCCCUCAAAACCAAAACCAAUCACUCCCUUAUUCUCCGUCGGUAUGAGUACCACUUCUUCUCCGUCAACUACGACUCAGGGGAAACAAUCCAAAAACUCAACCACCCACUCGGUGAACAAAAAAAGGCCAUUAAAAUAUUGGGUUCUUGCAAUGGUUUGCUGGCUCUAAUAGACGACAACGAUAGAAUAUUUCUAUGGAACCCUUCAACGAGAAAAUUCCAGGUAUUACCUUCCACUGAAAUAGAGAUUUCAUCUCCAUCAAUUUGCUUUGACCGUUCAAAUUUUUACGGAUUUGGGUACGAUCCCAUUUCUGAUGACUACAAAUUGGUUCGAAUGGUCCAAUUACAUGGAAACAAUAAAGGCUAUCUUCACUCGGAAGCUAAGGUUUACAGCUUGAGGAGCAAUUGUUGGAGAAGGAUUAAGGAUUUCUGCUUUUAUCUUAUAUUUGCUCGAGAAUUUGGAUUUUUGGCUAACAACGCUUUACAUUGGAUGGUUUUUAAACCUCCCAAAUCGGGGAAACAGAACCUUGUUGGUUUCGAUCUCAGAACCGAGGAAUUCCGUUCCCUUGAAUUGCCGGAAUUUUGUUUAGAUAAGCUUUUUUGUUAUGACAUAAAAGCCAUGGGAGGUUUCAUUUGUUUGACUGCAACUUAUAGGGAGCUCGAUACUGUUGUGGUUGAUGUAUGGAUAAUGAAGGAAUAUGGGGUUAAAGAAUCUUGGAUUAAAUUGAUAUCAUGGAACGAACCCCACUUUAUUCCACGUUUUCCAUCUCUAGUAGCACCUUUGGCUUUUUCAAAAAAUGGUGACAAAGUUCUAUUCAACAUUUCUUACAAGUGCAGAAAUUUUGGCAAAUGGUACAAUCUUAGGGACAAGUUUGUGUGGUAUGAUUUGUGGGGCGAAAGGGUUGAGAAAGUUGAGAUUAGAGGUAUUCCAACUUCAUUUGAUGUGCACUUUUAUGUUGAGAGCCUUGUCCCUAUUAAUGGUAAUGCUGUAAUGAUCAACAAUGAGAUGCCCUAG